AAUUCUGUGGAGCAAAUCUCAAACCACGAUUUCAGAGUGGAAUAUUGAUGAGAUAUCGAGGAGUUUUUGAGGAUUUUUCAGUUGAACCUUUCUACACGCAAUGCCAUCAAGAUCCCUGUGGUGUGAAAUGGAUCUUUUCCUUUUGUUACUCCAGGCUAUAUAAACCAGCUCAGUGGCAAGUCAGAUGAUAGCUAGUAUAUAUAAUGUGUUCUAACGCAACUUUCUUUUUAUUUCACACUAAUCGUGAUGGAGAAACGUUUAGUCGUAUCAUUCCUCAAUUUAUUAAUCUUUGCCGUCGUGCAAAUCUGCGAGUCGACUGGUCAGGUUUCUCACUGCAUUUAUGGAGUCACAGUGAAAGAUCUUCUCAAGUUAGCCAGGGUUAACGAAGCAAGCGCACAGUCUUAUGCCGCAAAGUUGAAACAACACAAAAUCGAUCAAACUGUGCUUGGCAGUCUGACAUUACAACAGCUUGAAGACAUCGGAAUUACAGCGCUCGGAGAUCGUCUGAAAAUCUUCAAUUUCUUCUCGAAAGACCCUGACGAUUGCGGCAGCACAAGAUGUCAGAACAAGGGCAUCUGUCAAGAUGGAUAUCGUUGUUUUUCCUGCGUUUGCGAUCCUAAAUCUGGAUUUUAUGGCCCGAGAUGCGAGUUUAAGUGUCCCUGCCUCAAUCGCGGUGUUUGCAAAACUACACAAACUGGCUUCGAGUGUGUCUGCCCGCCAGGAUACUCCGGUGAUUUAUGUAAAACGAAAUAUUUAACUGAAAAAAGAUUUGUCAAACUUGAGGAAACGAUUCAACAGCUGACCACGAGACUGCAGCAAAGUGAACAACAAAUCAAGAAUCUACAAUCUCGAUCUUGGCAACUUUAUCGUGCAAAUGAGAUCCUUAAUCAACUCGAGAAGUUGCAAUUAAGCGGACAAACACCGACAUACACGCAAAAAUUACCAAUACUCCUUCCCAAGAACACCAAAGCCAUUCUCAUUUCGAUAUUUUGUAAAUUCGGAAACGGCAAUGGUCACGCAUAUUUGAAUUACGUCACCUACCAAAAAGACAACGACAACGCGGCUGCCAAAGCGGAAGGUUACAACACUCAUUACAACGUCUACGCCAACACAUUCCUGUAUGAGCAAAUGAUUCCUUGGAACACCACUCUUCCCAAUGAGUUGAUCUUCAGGGUGACGUAUUCCACCCUCACUGGUGGAAACUAUAACUGGUAUCGCGUGCGUUUGGUUGGUUAUGUAAUCUCUCCAUAA
Messenger RNA from Dendronephthya gigantea, 1251 nucleotides. RefSeq lists its product as uncharacterized. Gene Ontology annotation, biological process: establishment or maintenance of epithelial cell apical/basal polarity; heterophilic cell-cell adhesion. The record is from RefSeq and is a predicted model, not a curated record. The transcript is spliced from 3 exons. The coding region runs from base 247 to 1251 and encodes 334 amino acids. Lineage: Eukaryota; Metazoa; Cnidaria; Anthozoa; Malacalcyonacea; Nephtheidae. Gene Ontology annotation, molecular function: protein binding; calcium ion binding. Gene Ontology annotation, cellular component: protein-containing complex; plasma membrane.